UUGUCUGUUGUUGUCGUCGUCCCCGUGGUCACGUGGGGAAGCCCCGGGGCCGCCGCGAGGAUGAAGCAGUCGGUGCCUGUGCCGGCUUUCCUCACCAAACUGUGGGCCCUGGUGGAGGACCCUGACACCAACGAGUUCAUCUGCUGGAAUCAGAAUGGGCACGGAUUCCUGGUUCUGGAUGAGCAGAGAUUCGCCAAAGAGAUACUACCCAAGUAUUUCAAACACAACAACAUGGCUAGUUUUGUACGACAACUCAAUAUGUAUGGCUUUCGUAAAGUACUGAAUGUUGAUGCAGGUAUAGUCAAACAGGAGCGUGAUGGCCCUGUGGAAUUUCAACAUCCUUAUUUCAAGCAAGGCCAAGAUGAAUUAUUGGAAAACAUAAAAAGAAAGGUAUCUUCGAUUAAGCCAGAAGAAGCUAAAAUGCAGCAAGAAGGCUUAACUGCAAUUUUAUCCAGUGUUCAGGAACUACAAGGAAAACAAGAAAAUCUUGAUUCAAGAUUGACUUCCUUGAAAUGGGAAAAUGAAACACUUUGGAGAGAGAUUGCAGACCUUAGACAAAAACAUGCACAGCAGCAGCAAGUAAUUCGACAGAUUAUUAAAUUUAUUGUUAGUUUGGUCCAGAAUAACCAAAUCGUUACCUUGAAGCGGAAAAGGCCAAUCAUGAUUAAUACUACUGGACCUUCUAAGCCAAAAUAUUUUCAUCAUAUAGUAAAAGAGCCAGAUGACUCAACCCAUGUAUCUGUACAUGGACCAAAUGGUGUGAAGCAGUGUGUCAGAACAGUAGAUGACAUUGUUAUUUGUGACAUCACGGACACACAAAAAGGAAAAAAUGAAGAAUCUACAUUUACUGUUAAUGAUGAACUGUCCAAAGUCGCAGAACAGGACAAUUCUUUAUGCGAAGAGACUACUAAAUGUCAGGAACAACUUUCCUCAUCAGAGAUAAUGGAUGUGUGUAGUACUGAUCAUGUUAUGAACACUAUGAUAACCGACAAUGUUGAAACAACAAACACUGAAUCAUCAAUCAGUUCUGAAGAUCCUAUUUCAAUGAUGGACUCCAUUUUGAAUGAGAAUGCAGUUAUUUCGCAGAACAUAAACCUUCUUGGCAAGAUAGAACUUAUGGAUUAUUUGGACAGUAUUGACUGUAGUUUAGAAGAUUUUCAGGCAACAUUAUCAGGAAAGCAGUUCAAUAUUGACCCGGAUGUUCUGUCAGAUGUAUCGAGUGCUAAAGAAAAUCGUAAUGGAGCUGAAUCCAAAGUGGAUGAAAAUAAAUCUUCUGAUACUGGAAAGCAACUGAUGCAAUACAAUAUGUAUCCUGUACUAACUUUCUUGGAUGGAAAUACCUCCUGUUUAUUGGAAAAGGAACACACUACGUCAGGCCUUAAGUGUACAUGUGAAGACAAUCACCUACAGAAAAAUGAAAAUGCAGAAAAAGUAGAAUGGGAAAAUAAGAAAAAAACCAGUCAACUUUUUAAAUUAGAACCUUUAACAGAAGAAGAAGCAAGAGAGGAAACACUGUUUUACCUUUGUGAAUUGACUCCCACAAAUAGUCUAGAUGGUGAAAAUUCUUUACUGGAUAGUUAGCCAAUAAGUUAACUAUUCUUUAUCCAGCAUUAGCUAAAGACUAACUUAACUUGAAACAUUUAAUUUAUACUGUAAGUUUGGUUUGUGUAGUUAGUGUCCUGUAUUGUGUUUCAUGUAAAUAUGUUGUAAUCAAUUUUUGCUAAUAUAUAAGACUGUGUUCCUUAAACUCCCAUCAGAUGCAGCUUUAAGUAAGUUUAAUUUUUUUUGUAGUAUUGCUGUGACAUUACAUGGCAUUGUUUUGUUGCUGAUGGCAGCAAUAUAUGAAAUAUCUUGCAAUUUUGUAUUGUGCAAAUAUCACUUGCCCCAAACCCAGCUUGGGAUAAUUGAAUGCAUUCCAUGAUCAUUAAAAAAAAAACUACUAUCCAAUUUUA
Molecule: messenger RNA, 1952 nt
Organism: Chiloscyllium plagiosum (whitespotted bambooshark)
Lineage: Eukaryota; Metazoa; Chordata; Chondrichthyes; Orectolobiformes; Hemiscylliidae
Gene: hsf2
Product: heat shock transcription factor 2
Biological process (GO): regulation of DNA-templated transcription
Molecular function (GO): DNA-binding transcription factor activity; sequence-specific DNA binding
Source: RefSeq, a predicted model, not a curated record